Molecule: messenger RNA, 1657 nt
Organism: Quercus lobata
Lineage: Eukaryota; Viridiplantae; Streptophyta; Magnoliopsida; Fagales; Fagaceae
Product: AP2/B3-like transcriptional factor family protein
Exons: 8
Coding region: 228-1331 (367 amino acids)
Molecular function (GO): DNA binding
Source: RefSeq, a predicted model, not a curated record
UCAAGACCCAAACAGACCCGGCCCGACACGACAGGUCCGACAUAGGAUGUGUCAAAAGGGUUCAAAGCAGUAAUUCAAAAUUCAAACGCCCGCCUUGUUCUCUCACAUUCUCAGUCUCACACUCACUGGGUUUGAGCCAAAGAGCUCAAAACUCACUAGGAACCUUUUAUCUCUAUCCUUUUGCUGCUUAUUCCAGGUCUGGUCUUUGUGAACACUCGCUAGCAAACAUGGCAAAGACUUGCAUCGAUAACUCGUAUGAAGCACUUCGCAACCAACGACUUGAACUCAACAAAAAGAAAUUUGAGGAUUUGGGAAUUUUAAAGAUUUCAAAAAGUUUGGGUGAGCUAACCAAUUCUGAGAAAAAGUCCCAGCAACGUCUUCCAAAACUGAGAUCGAAGACUACUAUUGUAUCAGAACCAAGGCGCUCUUCCCGUGCACGUAAUCCAGUUUCUUCAUAUCGCGAUAAUAUUGACAUAGGCAUUACACAUGUGCGGAAGAGGUCGAGGUCAAGGUCAACGCCAUAUGGAAGCUAUCUUGCAAGGCCAAUAGAGGAAGUCAAAGAAGCAACUCAAAGACAAAGACAACGUGCCUUGGAGGCUGCAGUGGAGCUCCAAAACAAUCUUAAGUCUGAAAAUCCAUCUUUUGUCAAAACGAUGGUUCGGUCUCAUGUUUAUAGUUGUUUUUGGUUGGGCCUUCCUUCUAAAUUUUGUGAAGAUCAUCUUCCAAAAACAUUGUUUGAUAUGGUAUUAGAGGAUGAAAGUGGUGCGGAAUAUGAGGCUAAAUACAUUGGUGAAAGAACUGGGCUUAGUGGUGGCUGGAGAGCAUUCGCAUUGGAACACAAGUUGGAUGAUGGUGAUGCACUGGUAUUUGAAUUGAUUGAGCCUGCAAGGUUUAAGAUAUACAUAAUUAAAGCAUUUCCACUUUCAAUUCAAGAAAAAAUUGAGGUUACUGUGGACAAAGAAGAAAUUGAGGAUACUGUGGACAAAGAAGAAAUUUCAGCUACUAAAAGGAAAUCAAAGGCCAGCACGAAGCUUGACUUGCAACCAAUUCAGACACGUAAGUCAAAGAAAGCUAUGGUACACGUGAGUGAUAACUUGGCAAGUCCUCAAAAGCUCCAACCAGAGAGUGAAACAGAUAGUGGAGACAAAUCACGAGAUAAAAAUCCAACUAAGAAGAAUGGAUGCGUUUCUCAAAAUUUUCAAAAGAAAGGCCAAUCAGUUGAUAGUAGUGAAUUAAAGAAGGUUAAAAUAGAUGAGAAUAGUAAUGGAUGUGCUUUGCAGAAGCGGAGAAAGAAACCUGCUCCAAAGCUUCUACGAAGAAAAGCAUAUUAGGAGAGGUAAAAUAAGCCUUCAAUAUUUUAUUCUAGUAUGCCAAGUCAAGAACUUCAACAAGUUAGGAGAUUAUAUUAUAAUAUUAACAAAAGAGUUGGCUUCUUUUUGCCUAUUAAUAUGAUGCCAUGCUCUGAGUUUUGAGUCUUAUUGUAUUUUAACCUUGUCCUAGACUUUAAAUUGACGAUUAAUGCUAAUGUUGAUGGAAUCAUGUUCUUAGCAUACUAUUUGAAAAUUGCUUGAAUGGAGUUAGAAAAUGUGUAAUUAUAUUGUUAUCGAAUGUUCAAAGACAUAUCAAUAGUGGAUCUUGUGUCUGCUUUUAUGGUUUA